AGAACAUCCCCGCGCAUCCAAGUUCAACAACGUUCACUUCGCUCCUCAUUUCGAACGAGAUCCUCGAACCAGGCUCACGGUCGUAUCUGUGUCCUUCCAGUCGAUAUAUAAUCGUCUUGACUCUAAAAUACCACGCCUAACCCCUCAGAUACACGGCACCCGAGGCGCUCUGUCCAUCCACCAGGCAUCCUCGUCCCAGUCCUCAAGGUCCUCCUCCAUCCAAAACACCACUUCCACCCUCUCAGCCUUACAGCCUUCCCUCACCACAACCACCACAAUCCUUCAAAAUGCACGACAACCGAACCCACCCCCUCCUCCAACAACUCCCCCUAACCGUCUCCCCCUUCGUCUCCCUCCCCUCCUCCGCCACUUUACCCUACACCUACAAGCCGAUGCCAAGCGCCCUACCACCCUCCACAUCCGGCGUCGGCAUCAACAACCCCCAACACUCCGAAGGCGGCAGCGACCCAACAACAUCCUCAUCAUCUAACAACAAACCAAAAUACAUCAUCUCCCCCACCUCCGGCCACGCCGCCCACCCAGACGACAUCAUCGCCUCCUGUCAGGCUCUACAAGCGCACGUCGCCAAGUUACAAUCUGACGCGGGCGCAGAACUCAAAGCUCUGGAGGAGAGAAUCAAGAAGAGGGAGUUGGCCGAGAAGAGACGGGUGGCGCCGGGGUGGUUGGAUAGUGAGGCUAGGUUGUUGGAGCCGGAGCGGAAGGGUGGGAACUCCAAGGGAGGGAAUGGAGGGAGUUUGUUGGAUGCGCAAGAUGGUGAGGGGGACGAGCAGCAGGGAGGAAAUGGGGGGAAGGAUGGGGGUAUUGCUGGGUUGACUCAAAGGUUCGGCGGGCACGGGUUUGGAUUGGGGCCGGCUGGUUAUGGGGGGCAAGGAAAUGGGGGACCAAGUGAGAUGGCGGUGCCGGAUCAAGGGGAGGAACUGGAUAGGGCAUUUGGGAUGGUGGGCAUGGGUUCAAAGGUAAUGUUUUAGUUGUUCUGGCGAUAUGAGUUUGCGAUACGAAAAUCCGGUAUCGUGAGAGCCUCCCUAGCUGGCUAAGUUUUGGAGUUUGAGCAGGCAGCACCAGGGUCCCUUUUAUGCUUUUCAAAGAAUCUACAAGUAGCUGGAUUUUGGCUCUCACAUACUUGUGCAAACUUAAGAUCGCACGGGACGGGACAAGAAAGCGAAUGUCAACUACAUCUCAAGGUAGAUCAGAGGGCACGGCAAGAUUGUCGAGCACCAG
Neurospora tetraspora is the source of this 1239-nucleotide messenger RNA. RefSeq lists its product as uncharacterized. Bases 288 to 989 code for a protein of 233 amino acids. The transcript is spliced from 2 exons. The record is from RefSeq and is a predicted model, not a curated record. Lineage: Eukaryota; Fungi; Ascomycota; Sordariomycetes; Sordariales; Sordariaceae.